Messenger RNA from Coffea eugenioides, 1574 nucleotides. Its product is annotated as ent-kaurenoic acid oxidase 1-like. Gene Ontology annotation, molecular function: monooxygenase activity; iron ion binding; oxidoreductase activity, acting on paired donors, with incorporation or reduction of molecular oxygen. Lineage: Eukaryota; Viridiplantae; Streptophyta; Magnoliopsida; Gentianales; Rubiaceae. The record is from RefSeq and is a predicted model, not a curated record. The transcript is spliced from 9 exons. Bases 89 to 1411 code for a protein of 440 amino acids. Gene Ontology annotation, biological process: multicellular organism development; sterol metabolic process; brassinosteroid biosynthetic process.
AACACUACUAGGGUGGGGGUUGUGGUGGUGGAAUUAUUUUCGAUUUGCUCUACCGGUUACUUUCCAGCGUUUGAGAGGCAGAACCACGAUGAAGCUUCCUCCUGGCCACAUGGGGAUUCCAUUUUUCGGAGAAAUGCUUCAUUUUCUUUGGUAUUUUAAGGUUAUUCUUCGGCCUGAUGACUUCAUUAACAAUAAAAGAGACAAAUAUGGUGAUGGAGAAGGAUUAUACAAGAGCCAUCUCUUUGGUUCACCCUCUAUAAUUGCAUCCUCUCCAUCAGCUAACAAAUUCAUCCUUCAAUCGGAUGCAAACUUUGGCAUGGGAUGGCCUGCCACUCAAAUUAUAGGCAACAAUUCCCUCCUUUUCCUUCAAGGAUCAUCACAUGCAAGGAUUAGAGGCUUAGUUGUGAAGAUCAUUAAUCAACCUGAUGCUCUCCGCAAGAUAGCCAUUAUGGUCCAACCAAGAAUAGUUGCAGCCCUUCGACUAUGGUCAGAGAAAGGGAGAAUUGUAGCAUUGCAAGAAGCUAAGAAGGUUACUUUUGAAAAUAUUGGGAAGUACUUUUGCGGGUUCGAGCCAGGACCCCAUUUGGAUACACUUGAUCAACUAUUUGUGGGUAUGAUCAAAGGAGUUAGAAGUCAACCAAUUAAAAUUCCAGGGACUGCUUAUCAUCACGCCCUCCAGUGUCGGAAGAAAGUCAUGACAAUUUUGACCAAGGAGAUAAAUAAGAGAAAGUUUGAAGGCAAUGCUGCAAGAGCUGAGUUUGAUUUGUUGGACCAACUCUUGAACCUAAAAGAUGACGAUGGUCACCAAUUACAAGAUGAAGAGGUGCUUGAUAACAUUGUGGGCCUAAUAAUUGCUGGCUACGAAUCCACUUCACUUUCAAUUAUGUGGAUUUUGUAUUAUCUCGCCAAGUACCCUAAUGUACUCAAAAAGCUACGGGAGGAGCACAUAAAUGUUGGUACAAAUGGUGAUUUCAUUACACGUGAUGGCAUUCUGAAAUUGCAGUACACAAACAAGGUUGUGGAAGAAACAAUAAGACUAGCCAAUGUAUCAGCAUUUGUUUUCAGGACAGCUAAGAGGGAUGUUGAGUACAGAGGAUACAAAAUACCUAAAGGAUGGAAAGUAAUCUGCUGGCUACGAUACAUUCAUACAGAUCCAAAAAAUUUUGAAGAUCCAUUGUGUUUCAAUCCAGAUAGAUGGAACGAACAACCAAAGCCUGGGACAUUCUUGGUCUUCGGUGGGGGUUCAAAGAUUUGUCCAGGAAAUAUGCUUGCUCGAAUGCAGGUUGCUAUUUUUAUCCACCAUCUGGUUGUAGGAUACAGGUGGGAACUAGUCAAUGAAGAUGCAGAAAUGAGUUAUCUCCCACAUCCAAGACCAAUUGAUGGGGUUGAGAUUAACAUAAGCAGAACCUAAUAGCAAAAGAAGCCCGUUGUUCUAUUUUGUGCUUCAUGAUCUUGUUUGGAGUUUUCAGCCUUAAUAAGUCUCUUUUAAGAAGUCAUCACGUUUGCAGGCCCUUUUCUUCUUCUUUCUUUUUUCUUUUUCGGUACAUUUUCUGUUGAUCUAGCAAAAUCAUAGU